This is a messenger RNA of Knipowitschia caucasica, 1740 nucleotides long. Lineage: Eukaryota; Metazoa; Chordata; Actinopteri; Gobiiformes; Gobiidae. The record is from the annotation of a GenBank genome assembly.
AUGGAGGUGUUGGGGCUGAAGUCAUUGGCCCCAAAUCGUAUCGUUUACUGCACAAUGGAGGUGGAAGGAGGACACAAGCUGCAGACGGACCAGGCAGAGGCCUCCAAGCCCAUGUGGGGCACGCAGGGAGACUUCACCACCACUCAGCCGUUACCUGCCGUCAAAGUCAAACUGUUCACGGAGAGCACCGGGGUCCUGGCCCUGGAGGACAAGGAGCUGGGCAGAGUGGUUCUACACCCGACCCCCAACAGCCCCAAACAGUCUGAGCUCCAUAAGAUGACGGUGUCUAAAGGAUGCUCUGACAGCGAGCUGCGGAUCAGGCUGGCCGUGCGCAUGGACAAGCCCCAGAACAUGAAGCAUUGUGGAUACUUGUGGACGAUUGGUAAAAAUGUUUGGAAGAGAUGGAAGAGGCGCUUCUUUGUGCUGGUCCAGGUCAGUCAGUACACAUUUGCGAUGUGUAGCUACAGAGAAAAGAAGGCAGAACCGGUUGAAUUACUCCAAUUGGACGGUUACACCGUGGACUACACUGACCCACAACCGGGUCUGGAUGGAGGCCGAACCUUUUUUAAUGCGGUGAAAGAGGGCGACACUGUGAUCUUUGCCAGUGAUGACGAACAGGACCGGAUCCUGUGGGUGCAGGCCAUGUACCGGGCAACAGGCCAGUCUCAUAAACCGGUCCCUCCCACCCAAGUCCAGAAGCUCAAUUCGAAAGGGGGCACCGCACCCCAACUGGAUGCACCUAUAUCUCAGUUUUAUGCUGACCGGGCACAGAAACAUGGCAUGGACGAGUUCAUUUCUGCCAAUCCCUGUAACUUUGACCAUUCUUCGCUGUUCGAGCUGGUGCAGCGUCUCACUCUGGACCACAGACUCAACGACUCCUACUCGUGUCUGGGCUGGUUCAGUCCUGGACAGGUGUUUGUCCUGGAUGAGUACUGUGCCCGGUACGGCGUCCGCGGCUGCCAUCGACAUCUGUGUUACCUGAGUGACCUGCUGGAGCGAGCAGAGAAUGGAGCCAUGAUUGACCCCACGCUGCUCCACUACAGCUACGCUUUCUGCGCCUCUCAUGUCCACGGGAACAGUCUGCGGCUGACUGAGCUGUUAAACUGGCCCAUAUCUGAGGCCGAGCUCAGCCUGGCCCUGUACCCCCCUGCCCUCGAGAGCCCCCCUCCCACUAGUGCUAAGAGAGACCUCAGAAUCAUUGAAUUCAUCAAGAAAAGGGACUUCACGGCUCAAAUGUGGCCUGGAGUCAAAAGGGAGAGAGAAGAGGAGAGUGGAGUGAGGAGGUUAGUGCGGGUGAUGGGAGUGAGGAGGUUAGUGCGGGUGAUGGGAGUGAGGAGGUUAGUGCGGGUGAUGGGAGUGAGGAGGUUAGUGCGGGUGAUGGGGGUGAGGAGGUUAGUGCGGGUGAUGGGGGUGAGGAGGUUAGUGUGGGUGAUGGGAGUGAGGAGGUUAGUGCGGGUGAUGGGAGUGAGGAGGUUAGUGCGGGUGAUGGGAGUGAGGAGGUUAGUGCGGGUGAGGUUAGGGGUUAGUGCGGGUGAUGGGAGUGAGGAGGUUAGUGCGGGUGAUGGGAGUGAGGAGGUUAGUGCGGGUGAGGGAGUUGGGGAGGUAGUGCGGGUGAUGGGAGUGAGGAGGUUAGUGCGGGUGAUGGGAGUGAGGAGGUUAGUGCGGGUGAUGGGAGUGAGGAGGUUAGUGCGGGUGAUGGGAGUGAGGAGGUUAGUGCGGGUGAUGGGAGUGAGGAGGUAG